CGUUUCAAAGUUCCGCGUGAAGUUAGUCGUAUUGAUGACAGUUGAGAAAAUGUGGGCCACCCAAAAAAAGAAGUUGAAGAGAUAGCUAACUUCGUGGCAUGUCAAUGUCAAUAAACAUGUGGUUAUGUUUACAGGCUAACAGAUUUGAUGUUUUAAAAAUUUUCAAAAAUAUAUGAACAAUUAGGACACUAUGAAGGUGAAAGUUAUUAGUAGAAACCCGGACGAAUAUUUACGAGAAACAAAGCUGGAAAUACAUAAAGUCCAAAGAAAUUAUGAUCCUGCAUUACAUCCCUUCGAAGCUGCUAGAGAAUACACCAGAGCUGUAAAUGCUGUAAAAUUGGAUAAAAUGUUCGCCAAGCCGUUUUUAGGAAACUUGGAUGGACAUAGAGAUGGUGUUUCCAGCAUUGCAAAGCACCCUGCGAAACUAUCCGUUUUGAUCAGUGGGGCCUUUGACGGAGAAGUUAGGGUAUGGGAUCUGCCACGAAAGCUUUGUUUAAGAGAAUUUGUAGCUCAUGAUGGCAUUGUUAGAGGUAUAGUGUAUACACCUAAAGGCGAACACUUCAUUACUGUUGGCGAUGACAAAUCAAUCAAAACAUGGAAAUCUCUUACACCCCAAUUUGGAGAAGAAGAGGAACCUGUGAAUACGAUCCUAAGCAAAACAAUGAUAUCAGGUAUUACUCACCAUCAGAAAAAACCAAUCUUUGCCACAUGUGGAGAAAUCUGUCAGCUUUGGGAAGAAUCUAGGAAUGAACCUACAAGGACAAUUGAAUGGGGAGUGGACAGUUUACACGAUAUCGCCUUCAAUCCAGUAGAAACAAACAUUCUUUCAACAUGUGCCAGUGACAGAAGUGUCAUUUUAUAUGAUAUGAGAGAAAAAUUUCCACUGAGAAAGGUUAUUAUGAAACUUAGAACUAAUAAGGUCGCUUGGAAUCCAAUGGAACCUUUUAUUUUUACAUGUGCAAAUGAAGACUAUAACUUAUACACAUUUGAUUCCCGCUACCUAAGGCGACCUACAAAUGUUCAUGUGGAUCAUGUUGGAGCCGUGACAUAUGUUGAUUAUGCUCCUACUGGCAAAGAAUUUGUUUCUGGAAGUUAUGAUAAAUCAAUUAGGAUAUUUGAAGCUGGUAAAGGACACUCUAGAGAGAUAUAUCACACGAAGAGGAUGCAGCGAUUGACAUGUGUUCUGUGGUCCUUAGAUAAUAAAUAUAUUCUGAGUGGAUCUGACGAGAUGAACAUCAGGAUCUGGAAGGCCAGAGCGUCAGAAAAACUAGGACCAUUACGACCGAGAGAGAAGGCUGCCCUGCGGUAUAGCGACGCCCUUAAAGAAAAAUUCGCUAGUCAUCCUGAGGUAAAGAGAAUUGCUAGACACAGACACGUUCCAAAACACAUCUACAACGCACAGAGAGAAAUUCAUACCAUCAAGCAGAAACAGAAGAAGAAGGAGGCCAAUAGACGGGCACACUCCAAACCUGGAGAAGUACCAUAUGUACCAGAGAGACAGAAACAUGUACUUAAGGAAACUCAAUGAAAAAUUAUUUAUGUUUUUAAAAUUGUUCUAAAUAAAAAUUACUGUUUCUUUA
Molecule: messenger RNA, 1580 nt
Organism: Diabrotica virgifera virgifera (western corn rootworm)
Lineage: Eukaryota; Metazoa; Arthropoda; Insecta; Coleoptera; Chrysomelidae
Product: DDB1- and CUL4-associated factor 13
Exons: 7
Coding region: 191-1528 (445 amino acids)
Biological process (GO): maturation of SSU-rRNA from tricistronic rRNA transcript (SSU-rRNA, 5.8S rRNA, LSU-rRNA)
Cellular component (GO): small-subunit processome; nucleolus
Molecular function (GO): protein binding
Source: RefSeq, a predicted model, not a curated record